AUGACGGCGGCAAUCGUUCGCCGUAGGGCUCUAAUAAGGACGACAUGGCGUGAGGCCUACAGCCAGCCAUCCAUUGGCCAGGUGCCUUUGCGGCGCUCGCUGAGCACGUUCAAUCAUUUUGUGGCAAGCACCAAGGUUGAGCCAAAGUCACCGCUGCCGCCACUGUUACCCAAUGCGAAGCCUUUCAGACUUGCUGUGAAGGACAACAUCGCCACCGAGGAGUUCCCGACGCAAUGCGCCUCGGCUAUCCUGGGCGAGCAUGCGUCUCCCUUUGAGGCCACCAUUGUUCGCCAGCUACGGCUUCGCGGAGCAAAUGUUGUUGGUAAGACCAAUAUGGAUGAAUUUGGUAUGGGGUCGCACUCUGUCAACUCUAUCCACGGACCGGUUCGCAACCCCCUAGCAGCAACUGGCGAGGAUGUGUCUGCGGGAGGCAGCUCUGGAGGCAGCGCAGUUGCAGUGGCACUUGACGAGGCGGAUAUUGCGCUUGGUACCGACACGGGUGGCUCAGUCAGGCUUCCAGCAGCUUAUACCGGCAUCACUGGGUAUAAGCCUAGCUAUGGCAUGCUCUCGAGAUUUGGCGUCGUCCCGUAUGCAAACUCCUUAGACACCGUCGGCCUGCUUGCACGAGAUGUGGAACCGAUCCGAGAACUUGUAUUCGAUACUGGACUAUAUCAGGAGCAUGAUCCUCAUGAUCCCACGUCGUUGAACGUUGAAGCCCGUCAACGCUGUUCAAAGGCUUGUCCUCCAACGCUACCAAGUCUCUCUCAGCUUACUAUUGGCAUACCAGUCGAAUACAACAUUGAUGAGCUGGACCCUUCCAUUCGUGCAGCUUGGGUUGCUACUGCUUCUGUGUUAGAGUCACAGGGCGCUCGUGUAGUUCCUGUAUCUCUACCGUCCAUAAAGGAAGCUCUUUGCGCAUACUAUAUCCUUGCCCCGGCUGAGGCCUCAUCUAACUUGGCCAAAUAUGACGGAGUACGAUACGGUGUUCGCGGUCCCGGAGGAGAUGCAGCUGGUGAGACACUCUAUUCAGAAGCUCGAGGUGCUGGCUUCGGCGCCGAAGUCAAACGCCGAAUUCUUCUGGGAACGUAUAGCCUGAGCUCUGAGGCCAUGGAUAAUUACUUUAUCCAGGCUCAAAAGAUUCGCCGAUUGAUUCAGCAAGACUUUGACAGAGUUUUCAAGCUGGAUAAUCCGCUCUACGAACCGAGACAAUUUGAUCUGAGCGAAAUGUCCGCCGAUACAGCUCUGGAAGACAAACAAGGUCCCGCUCAGGUGGAUUUCUUGCUAUCCCCAACUGCCCCAACAUACCCACCAAAAUUGAGCGACAUUCAAAAGCGAAGCAGUGUCGACGUUUAUAUGAAUGAUGUCCUCACUGUUCCAGCCAGUCUUGCUGGUCUGCCUGCCAUUAGCGUUCCGGUAAAAGCCGAACAAGGCCACCAGUUCCCUGCCGGUAUUCAGUUAAUUGCGCAAUAUUGGGAUGACAGGAGGCUAUUGGCGUUGGCGGAUAAGGUGGUGAAGUUGAUGGCAGCAUGA
Molecule: messenger RNA, 1530 nt
Organism: Trichoderma asperellum CBS 433.97
Lineage: Eukaryota; Fungi; Ascomycota; Sordariomycetes; Hypocreales; Hypocreaceae
Source: RefSeq, a predicted model, not a curated record